AUGGGUUUAAGAAAGUUCCUUAAGAUGAAACCUCCAGAAGAGGAGACUCCAGAUGAGAAUAGGAAUAACUUGCAGGAUGUAGGUAUAUCAACUAAGAAUCCUAAUAAAAAAAAGCGUGAAAAGUUUGCUGCCUAUGGUCAAUUUGCUAGAGAUAAAACAAAGGAGACAAUUUAUGCGCCUGCCGGUUAUGAGCAGUAUGCAAGACCACAAGAUCAUGUGGAUGAUGAUUUAAAUAAAUCAGAGGUUGAUAAAGAUGCUAGAAGGCAAAAUGGUAUGGCAUCUUUUAAUGAAAACUAUCAGAGACAGCAAAAUGCUGGUCCUGAAGCAGUGGCUUAUGCUGAGGAACAAAAUAAUGUACGGAAUCAAAGUGCAUACGAUCCGUAUGCAAUUAACAAUGGAAAUAAUGGAUCUAGUAGUGAUCCUUAUGCAAUUAAUGAAAGAAGAACUGGAAACAAUGGAUCUGGUAGUGAUCCUUAUCAAGGAUACUCUAAUAAUGAUCCUUAUAGUGACCCAUACUCACGAAAGAAUACAAAUUCAAAUGAUCCAUAUUCAACUAAUACUUCAGGAGGUAGACAAAAUAAUGACCCAUAUUCUAGAAUACAGCAAGGUAAUGAAAAUAGAUCAUAUGGUGAUCAAGCUUCUAACUCUCAACAGAAUAUAAGUAAUAACUACCGUCAAGAUCCUACCAAUGAUUUAAAUGCGUAUAAUGGAGUUAGAAAUACAUAUCAAUCAAAUGAAGUAAGCGACAGUUACAAUUCUUACCAAAAUGAAUCAAGUGGAAUUCAGAAUCAAUCGUCCUCUUCUAUAAAUAAGCAAAAUUCAUAUGGUAGACAAGCUAACCAGGCUAACCAAGCUAACCAAGCUAACCAAGCUGCAAGCAGUGGUAGAAUUAAUAUUACACAAGGUUCUAAUCCUUAUGCCUCAAUGCAAGAAGAUGCCUAUAACACUUCGUAUGCGCCAAAAAAGCAGAAUGUGGCACCUUCAAGAAGAAACUUAGCUAGACCUACCUUGCUGCAUGCUGAAACUGAGAGCACAAUGGAUUUGAAUCGAACGGAAACACAAAGAUUUGAUUUGAAUGAAAAUAACGAGACUAAUUUCAAUCGUGAUCGCAAUAGUGGCAAUAUUCAAAAAUCAGCAUUGAUGAAUGAAGAGGACGGUGAUGAUGGUUUUGAUUUUGAAGCAUAUUAUGGAGAGAGAUCAGAUCAAAUAGGUGGUGUCAGUAAAAGUAGUGUACCAUUAGAUGAAUUAGAUCUUAAUGAAGCUCCUGAAGAAGGCGCCAAUUGUGAUGAUUUGAAUGCUGUUCAAGAGCAGCUUCCAGCAAGAUACAAUCAACAGAAUCAACGGAAUCAACAGAAUCAGCAGAAUCAGCAGAAUCAACAGAAUCGCGGAAACUAUCAAAUGGACCAGUGGCAAAUGGAACAAGAACAAGGUCAAAAUUAUGAUUACAACUAUAAUGGACAGGACUAUCAGUUUGAACAUGCUGGAGGUAUUCAAAGAGGAUUCAAAACAUUUGAAGAAAUUCAGCGAGAGGAAGAACAAAGACAACAACGUGAAGAAGAUGAAGCAGUGGAUGAAGUUAAGCAAGAGAUUAAAUUCGUAAAGCAAUCGUCAGUUGCCUCAACAAGAAAUACAUUGAAAAUGGCUCAAGAAGCAGAAUUAGCUGGUAUGAAUUCUCUAGGUAUGCUUGGUCAUCAAAGUGAAAAGUUAAACAGUAUUGAAAAUAAUUUGAACUUAAUGAAAGUACAAAACAAAACAGCAGAUGAUAAGGUAGCGGAAUUGAAACAGCUUAAUCGUAGUAUUUUUGCUGUUAAUGUUUCGAAUCCAUUUAAUUCCAAAAGAAGACAAUUAGAAAAGGAAGAGAAAUUAAAGGGACGUAAAAUGGAAGAAAAGUUAAUCAAUGAACGUACAAACCAAACCCUAUAUAAUUCUACCAAAAGAAUUGAAGGAGCACUAAGUGACCAUAGUGAAAUAAGUGAAGUGAGAGAAAGAUACAAAAGAAAUGAAAUUCUUGAUAGAGCUAAAAGGUAUCAAUUCGAAAACGAUGAAGAAGAUGAUGCCAUGGAAGUUGAAAUUGAUAGAAAUUUAGAUAAGAUUCAACAAAUUAGUGGCAGAUUGAGGAAGCUAGCAGUUGCUACAGGUGAGGAAUUAGACUCCCAAGAUGAACGUAUUAAGAAUAUUGAGGAAGGUGCUGACGAAAUGGAUAUUAAGAUUCAUAUGAAUACUUUGAGAUUGGCUAACAUUCGUUAG
This is a messenger RNA of Vanderwaltozyma polyspora DSM 70294, 2247 nucleotides long. RefSeq names its product Sec9p (gene SEC9). Gene Ontology annotation, cellular component: SNARE complex; plasma membrane. The coding region runs from base 1 to 2247 and encodes 748 amino acids. Gene Ontology annotation, molecular function: SNAP receptor activity; syntaxin binding. The record is from RefSeq and is a predicted model, not a curated record. Gene Ontology annotation, biological process: exocytosis; vesicle fusion. The transcript has a single exon. NCBI's taxonomy places the organism in Eukaryota, Fungi, Ascomycota, Saccharomycetes, Saccharomycetales, Saccharomycetaceae.